AUGGAGGUACAAUUGACGGCGGGGGCAAUCGAGAUGAUAAGGAACAAACAAGUGAAAAGCGAGAAAGACAUGGUGUUGAUUCUGCAAGUGGCGCAUUUGAAGGAGUACAACUCUACACUACAGAAAGGGCUCGCGAAGAAGAGGUAUAGAAUGUCGUUAUCAGACGGGACUGAAAUCCAACUUGGAAUGCUCGCCACUACUCAGAACUACCUUGCCGACGAAAAUAUUCUCCAAGUCGGUUCCAUUGUUCGACUCAAUUCUUUCAUCUGUAACAAGAUCGAGGAAAGAAGGGUUGUUAUCGUUAUGGAAUUGGAUGUGAUUAAAACACAUUGUGAUACAAUUGGAAAUCCUGUUCAAAGAGGAGGAAAGCCUAAUGAUCAGCGUGCAGCAGAUUCAAAUACAAGUGGUGUUCAACAACAGGUUAAGAGUGAACCGAGUGUUAACCGUCAAAUCAACAGUACCGAGACAGUGAGAAGUCAUGUUCAUGUUGGUCAAGAAAGACAAGUGCUUGAUCAUCCAGCUCCAUCACCUCAAGUUGGCCAAGAAAGGCAGGUGUUUGGCAAUGGUUCUACUCUUCCUGCACCCUCCGCUCGAUCAUACACCAAUCCUCCUGCAGCUCAUGCUCGUGAUCCUCCAGCCACUUACCCUCGUCAGGCUGCUUAUCAGCCCCAGCAGCGAGCACCAGCGAUGUAUGCAAACAGAGGACCAGCAGCAAGGAACGUUGCUUCUCCUAGUGUGGUGCCAAUCAAUGCUCUUAACCCGUACAACGUCAGGUGGACCAUCAAGGCGAGAGUCACGAGCAAAGGAGAGCUCAGGCGUUACAACAACCAGCGUGGCGACGGGAAAGUGUUCAGCUUUGACCUUCUUGAUGCUGAGGGUGGAGAGAUACGUGCUGCUUGCUUCAACGCUGUUGCUGAUCAGUUCUUUGACCAGAUCGUUGUUGGUAAUCUUUAUCUUGUUUCGAAGGGAACUCUGCGUCCUGCUCAGAGGAAUUUCAACCAUCUCAACAAUGAUUACGAGAUCAUGCUGGACAAUGCGUCAUCGAUACAGCAAUGCUACGAGGAAGACGCUGCUAUUCCUCGGCAGCAGUUCAGUUUCCGUUCCAUUGGUGAUAUCGAAAGCUUGCAAAGCAACAGCAUCGUUGAUGUGAUUGGUGUUGUGUCGUCUGUCAGUCCUACUGCAACGAUAAUGAAGAAAAACGGAACUGAGACGCAGAAGAGAGCGCUUCAGAUGAAGGAUAUGUCAGGGAGAAGCGUUGAGGUGACAAUGUGGGGCAGCUUCUGCAAUGCAGAAGGACAGAGGCUGCAAGAUCUUUGUGAUUCUGGUGCGUUUCCGGUUCUUGCUGUGAAGGCGGGAAAGAUCAGUGAGUUUAACGGGAAAGCAGUGAGCACCAUUGGAUCAAGUCAGCUCUUCAUUGAUCCAGAUUUCGUUGAAUCUCAGAAGCUGAAGGAAUGGUUUGAGAGAGAAGGGAAGAGUGUCCCUUGCAUCUCCAUAUCUAGGGAGUUUUCCGGUACUGGGAGAGUAGAUGUUCGCAAAGCAAUCUCUCAGAUCAAGGAUGAGAAGCUAGGAACUUCGGAGAAGCCGGAUUGGAUCACAGUCAGUGCCACUAUCAUCUUCUUGAAGUUUGACAACUUCUGCUACACGGCUUGUCCUAUCAUGAACGGUGACCGUCCGUGCAGCAAGAAGGUCACAGACAAUGGAGAUGGGAGAUGGCGGUGCGAGAAGUGUGACCAGUGCGUUGAUGAAUGUGACUACAGGUAUAUACUGCAGCUCCAGUUACAGGACCAUACAGGUGUUACUUGGGUCACAGCGUUCCAGGAAGCUGGUGAGGAGAUAAUGGGCAUGCCUGCUAAAGAAUUGUAUUUUGUGAAGCAUGAAGAUAAGGAUGAGGAGAAGUUUGAAGACAUCAUCCGUAGAGUUGCGUUUACAAAGUACAUCUUCAAGCUGAAGAUAAAAGAAGAAACGUAUAGCGACGAGCAGCGUGUGAAGUCAACGGUUGUGAGAGUGGACAAGGUGAAUUAUUCGUCAGAUACUAGGAGUGUUCUUGGUGCCAUGGAUAAACUCAGGGUUGAGAAUGCAAGUUCUGUUCCUGUAAAGCAAGAAGGGUCUCAUUACAAUGCUGAUGCAGGUAACACUGGUAUUGGAAGCUCCUCAUCGGUUGAAAGAAGGGAAUUCGGUUUACCUGCUAACCAAUUGGGUCAAUAUGGGAAUCAGUUUGGUAAUGGCUCUAACAGAGGCACGUCCGAGAGUUAUGGAGGAGGGCUACCGAGGCAACAUGUGGGAAGCUUCUGA
Microthlaspi erraticum is the source of this 2292-nucleotide messenger RNA. NCBI's taxonomy places the organism in Eukaryota, Viridiplantae, Streptophyta, Magnoliopsida, Brassicales, Brassicaceae. The record is from the annotation of a GenBank genome assembly.